AUGAGAGCAUUCUGCGAGCGCCAAGGUCUUGAUUUAUCUUCUGUUCGGUUCCUCUACGAUGGACAGAGGCUUCAGGAUGACCAAACCCCAGCCGCAGUGGAGAUGCAGGAUGGAAACUGUAUUCAGGUGUUCCUAUAUCAGACUGGAGGUUGGGGGUCGCAGCAAAUAUACCUCAAAGUCAAGGAUGCUGAUGGAAAUGAGGUUUCUUUCAAGUGCAAAAGCACAGCCAAGCUGGAGGACGUCAUGGAUUCUUUCUGUCAACAGAGGGGUCGCAGUCCCGGCUCGCUUCGAUUUUUCACUUCGGACGGAACGAGGAUCGAUGACGACGAUACGCCCAAGUCGCUCAUUUUGGAUGAUGGAGAUGUUACUAACGCUCAUGAGAAACAGCAGGGUCGUGGCAGCUGA
Molecule: messenger RNA, 405 nt
Organism: Cadophora gregata
Lineage: Eukaryota; Fungi; Ascomycota; Leotiomycetes; Helotiales; Ploettnerulaceae
Exons: 1
Coding region: 1-405 (134 amino acids)
Biological process (GO): protein sumoylation
Cellular component (GO): nucleus
Molecular function (GO): ubiquitin-like protein ligase binding; protein tag activity
Source: RefSeq, a predicted model, not a curated record